Molecule: messenger RNA, 234 nt
Organism: Meloidogyne enterolobii
Lineage: Eukaryota; Metazoa; Nematoda; Chromadorea; Rhabditida; Meloidogynidae
Source: the annotation of a GenBank genome assembly
AUGAAUUUUAAUUUAAAGCUUUGUCCAAUUAUUGGUGAUGUAGACACAAAUAAAUUAAUUCACUUAUUUUUCGCUAAAGGAAAACGAUGGAAACGACUUCGUUCAAUUGCAAAUCCGGCAUUUUCAAUUUCUAAUUUAAAAAGAGUAAUGCCAAUAAUUGAUGAUUCUAUUAAAAUAAAUAUUAAUUUAUUAAAAGAAGCAUCAAAAGGAAAAUUUGUUGAUUUACAUGAGUGA